Tupaia belangeri chinensis (Chinese tree shrew) is the source of this 1193-nucleotide messenger RNA. RefSeq names its product proteasome 20S subunit beta 8 (gene PSMB8). Lineage: Eukaryota; Metazoa; Chordata; Mammalia; Scandentia; Tupaiidae. The record is from RefSeq and is a predicted model, not a curated record. The transcript is spliced from 6 exons. Gene Ontology annotation, cellular component: cytoplasm; proteasome core complex. Bases 130 to 954 code for a protein of 274 amino acids. Gene Ontology annotation, molecular function: threonine-type endopeptidase activity.
CCUUUUCCUUUUCUCGGAAAGAGCCGGGGAUGUGAAAACAACUCUGGCUCCCUCCCUCUCGGCCCUGGCUUUCGCUUUCGCUUCCUCCUCCGAGAGCCCAGAGCCGACGAUCUCCGGUGCCCCGCGAUCAUGGCGCUGUCGGACGUGUGCGGAGCCCGGCGCGGGCAGGUGCCGGACUGGGCUUUCCAGGUCGGAGGAAGCUGCGAUCGCUCAGACCUGGGACACUACACUUUCUCCAUGCGGUCUCCGGAGCUCGCCCUCCCGCGGGGGAUGCAGCCCACCGAGUUCUUCCAGUCCCUGGACAGAGAAGGGAACAUUCAGAUUGAGAUGGCCCACGGCACCACCACGCUGGCGUUCAAGUUCCAGCACGGAGUGAUCGUAGCUGUGGAUUCUCGGGCCUCAGCAGGGAAUUACAUCGCCACUUUACGAGUGAAUAAAGUGAUUGAGAUUAACCCGUACCUGCUGGGCACCAUGUCUGGCUGUGCUGCAGACUGUCAGUACUGGGAGCGCCUGCUGGCCAAGGAGUGCAGGCUGUACUACCUGCGCAACGGGGAGCGGAUCUCAGUGUCGGCAGCCUCCAAACUGCUCUCCAACAUGAUGUGCCAGUACCGGGGCAUGGGCCUCUCCAUGGGCAGCAUGAUCUGUGGCUGGGACAAGAAGGGUCCUGGGCUCUACUAUGUGGAUGAAAAUGGAACUCGACUCUCAGGGAACAUGUUCUCCACUGGGAGUGGGAACUGUUAUGCCUAUGGGGUCAUGGACAGCGGCUACCGGCCUGAUCUUAGCGUGGAAGAGGCCUACGACCUGGGCCGCAGAGCUAUUGUUCAUGCCACCCACAGGGACAGCUAUUCUGGAGGCGUGGUCAACAUGUACCACAUGAAGGAAGAUGGUUGGGUGAAAGUGGAAAGUUCAGACGUCAGUGACCUGCUGCACCGGUACCGGGAGGCCAAUCAGUAGCCGGUGGUGGUGCUGGGCAGGCCUCCUCUGGGAGAGCUCUGCCAACUCAGGGACCAGGCCCGUUUCAGGCCCAGGAGAAGAAGGGGCCUAACUGGAGGCAGCAGGAGAGAGAGGACAGGCCCAGCGGCCAUUGGAAGCAGAGGGAGUCCAUCCUUUUCUGUGUUCUCGAUUUCUGUCCCCCUCCCCAGACUUCUGGGUGCCUCACUAAAGCACAAUAAAGGAAAACGGUUAUAAAGGCC